AUGCAAACACACAUCUCGAGGGCAGUUGAGGAAGGAAGGCAUACCAAAGAGGCGGCAGCUUACUUCGAGAGCAUCAUGAAUGAUAAACCAGAGUUCCGUUUGUUCAUGCGUGAGGCCCAGCGCCUCAUUGGGGAUCAGGACCCACGUGGUUUAACACGGUAUCAACAAACACACUACAGUGAGAAGUUGUCACGUUAUAUGAGUGGUGUAGCAUCGGAGCGGUUGAUGCGGGCGCACACGGAGGAUGAAAAUACGCGUCGGCACACACAUGAUGGUUCUCCGACGGGCGAAAACUAUUGGUUUGAGGCUGGUCAAAUUCUUGCUUCCCCCACCGUACCCAGUUUCGUGAAAGAUGAGGUACUACGUGAGAUGCGUGGCGGGCGAAAAGAGGACAGCCCUGCUUUCGAAGAGCCGAAGGCUGUGGCUGAGAUGGAAGCCGAUGAUGAAGGAUUCGCAGAGCAUCUGCGAAGGCAGCGGAAGCGGUUGCUCUCCCCCGAUGAUCACUUGAACUAA
Trypanosoma brucei brucei TREU927 is the source of this 513-nucleotide messenger RNA. RefSeq lists its product as hypothetical. NCBI's taxonomy places the organism in Eukaryota, Euglenozoa, Kinetoplastea, Trypanosomatida, Trypanosomatidae. The coding region runs from base 1 to 513 and encodes 170 amino acids. The record is from RefSeq and is a predicted model, not a curated record. The transcript has a single exon.